CCGCCAUCUGUUUUCUAAAUAUAUUUACAAGCGGCAUGUUAAAGUGUAAAUUGUAUCAAAUUUUCGUUUAAAAAUAGCAAAGCAAAUAAAUUAAUUUCACAUUUUAUUAAUAAUGCCGGUAGCGAUAAUGGAAUGUCCAGAUAUAAGUGAUUUUCAGCAAGCUUUAAAGGAUUUAAGAAAACCUGAUGAUAUCAUUGUAAAUACCAUAAAUUCUGUCGUGCCAACCGAUUCAUUUAGAAAGGACGAAGUAACUGCGUGCAAAGGACUUUAUGAUAGAUUGGAAGAGGGAUACAAAAUAAGGGAUAAUUUAAUUAAAAACUGUAUUUCAGUUACUACUGAGCAGGUUAAAAAACUUAAGGAAGUAAAAGAGGCUGGUAAUGAUGAUAUUCAAUUAACAAAACAUUUAAAACAAGAACAAACCAAGUUACGAAUGCUGAGAGUGGAAUUAAGUGUUGAAGAAUUAAUAAAAGAAAGAACAUUUAAAGUGUUUAAUGAAAGGUGUAGAAAAUUCUUAAAAUUAUGAUUUUUAUGUCCGCUUUUUGGUAGAUCUCUUUUUAAUUGUUUUAUAUGGGCUGUAGUAAUAAAUUGUUAAAAAAUCACAAA
Messenger RNA from Brassicogethes aeneus, 603 nucleotides. NCBI's taxonomy places the organism in Eukaryota, Metazoa, Arthropoda, Insecta, Coleoptera, Nitidulidae. The record is from the annotation of a GenBank genome assembly.